AUGGCAGGCAGGCGUUACAACCCGCUGCCAGUACCCACCAUGGGCAGUCCCUCGGUUGUUGGGGCUUUGGUGGCGGCUCUGAUGAUAUCGCUGUCCAGCCCGGCGGCGGCUGCAGACGUCGCUCUGCAACAGCCUCAGGGUCCUCUCCAGGGCGACCAUCCAGAAAGGGUCCAUAGCCGCGGAGUCCCCGGCAAGUUGAAAGAUACGCCUCCGUUGCUGCCGCCAAGCUCUGAGGAAGUCCGCACCUACUCCGCGCCAGCGGCAACACGGCGCCGCCUGCAGCAACUCCUACUCGCCGCCAGCGCCGGUGCAUCAGACGGCGGCGGCGACGCCGCCGCCAUGCCGUACUUUGACGGCGUCGUGCCUAGUUUUUACAACAGGGCCGAUAUGACCGGCCAGCCCGUCGCCCAGCCUGGUCAAUCAAUUCUGGCAUCGCGCAAUCCGCAUUACGCGAACAUGAUGAAGCGGGAGGGCAAGCUGUUGCAGCAGGGCGGCGGGGAAGGCGAUGGGGGCGAUGGCAGCAGCAAUGGCAAGCGGCGCCGCAGCGCUGACCAAACAGCUUCGCGCGCGGGUCAGGAAAGAGACGAGCGACCUCAGUCGCAACAGGAGCAGCAGCAACGACAGCAGCAGCAACAACAGCGGCAUGAUGAAGACCAGAUGAUGCGAUUGGUCAUGUCAGACUCGCUCACAGCUUCUCUAUUGAGCCCGGCAACGCGGGCGCAACUCCAGGGGCAACAACAACAACCGCAACAGCAGCAGCAGCGGCAGCAGCAGCUAGCUAUGGAGCUUGCCGCCAGUCCGGCAGCAGCAUCUUCGACACCAUUGCAGCAUCGGGCCCCCCAACAGCUGCACGAGCGUGCCGUAGGGGCCGCUCAUUCCGCCAUCUCCGAGCCCCAGGGGACGCCAGCGCCACAUGCUGCGCCACGACCCCUACGUAUCUCCCAGCUGAAACAGGCGUGGCGCCAGGCAGGUGACGAGAUGGGCAUGGGGAUCCUGAGUGGGAGCUAUGGUACCAGUGACAGGAUUCGAAACGCAGCUGAUAAUACUGGCGGUCGAAGCAGCAGUAGUAACGGCCGCGACAGCAGGACUGCCAGCGAUAGCCUAGGCGCGGGCCCGGCAGAGGAAGUCGCUUUGAAUGCCCGUUCACGGAAUGGCAAAGCCGUCGCCGCCAUUGGCAGCGGCGAUCGUGGCUUGCCGGCACCCCCGCCGGCCGUCUCGUCGCCGCCGUCGGACCGCGACAUCGUUGCCGACAGGGUGAAGGGCGUGGGGCUUGUAAUUGAUCUCGCCUCCCUUCAGAACCUGACCUCCAAUGAUGUACUCUGGGGUCUGUACGAUUUGUACAGCUCUGGUCCUCGCGGUCCUGACCCCGCUGCUGACGAACCUGCUGACGGGAACGCCAUCGAUGAUGAGUACGACAGUGAUGUGUACGGCAGCACUGGCGUCGGUAGAUCGGAAGCUGCCGGUAGCAAGCCGGUGUGGAAGCCACGUCAGCAGCUUCCUGAGCACGGCGGAUGGCCCGAGGGUGCAGCGAGCAGGGGGACGGGCGAGUGGGCGGGCAUGGAACCCGCAGGAGCAGACACUGGCGCAGGGUCACUAACGUCGGCCAACAGGAGAGGCGUUGGGCUUGCACUAGGGCUAAGACAGGGUACUAUGGUUGACGGAGGUGGCGACGGUGGCGCAGGUGGAGAGCCCGGUGGGGCCGGCGGCGGCGGUGGUGGGGGCGGCGACGGCGGCGGCGGCGGUGGCGGCGGCGGCGGCGGUGGGGGCGGCGGUGGGGAUGGCGGCACGGGUAAUAAGAAUGGCAAAAAGAAGUUUCCUUUCUGCCGGCCGCCGUACCUCCUCUGCGCGGACCGCGACUUGGUCACUUUCCUGGGUGUGACAACCGAUCAGGUGGUGUACGACCCAACAGUGCAGCAGUACGCCGGCAUCGGCGCCAUUUCGCAGCGCGCCCUGGUCGGCACCACCACACCCAACUUCUACGACAGGACGAAGACCAGCUCCCUUACGCAGUCCAACGCCCUGCGCUUCUCAUCCAAUGUGUUGUUCAACGGUUUCAACGGAGUCGCCGGAAAUCAACUGCGCCUCGCGCAAACCGACGUGGAUCAAGGACCCAAGGGUCGGCUGCGGCCUGACUCUGUGAAGGUGUCCCUGCUCGACCGCCGCGGCACUUCCACGUUUGACCGCGUUAACUAUAAACCCAUCUGGGUCAUAACGGGCACGGGGCCCGGAUUCGCUACAACAGCCGUCAACUUUGGGCCGUACGGCAAUUUCCGCAUUCCCGGCGGCCUUACCGCUGUGUUCACCGUGCCUGUACCGCAAAGUAAUGGCAAUGGCAACGGCGGCGGCAACGGUGGCGGCAAUGGUGGCGGCAAUGGUGGCGGCAAUGGUGGCGGCAAUGGUGGCGGCAACGGCUAA
Volvox carteri f. nagariensis is the source of this 2415-nucleotide messenger RNA. RefSeq lists its product as uncharacterized. The transcript is spliced from 6 exons. The record is from RefSeq and is a predicted model, not a curated record. Bases 1 to 2415 code for a protein of 804 amino acids. Lineage: Eukaryota; Viridiplantae; Chlorophyta; Chlorophyceae; Chlamydomonadales; Volvocaceae.